This is a messenger RNA of Oncorhynchus gorbuscha (pink salmon), 1440 nucleotides long. RefSeq names its product U2 small nuclear ribonucleoprotein A'-like. The transcript is spliced from 4 exons. NCBI's taxonomy places the organism in Eukaryota, Metazoa, Chordata, Actinopteri, Salmoniformes, Salmonidae. Bases 443 to 916 code for a protein of 157 amino acids. The record is from RefSeq and is a predicted model, not a curated record.
CAUUUUCAGCUUCCAGAAAUUAUGUACAGAGCCUUGCAACAUGAGGCUGUGUGUUAUGCUGAAACAUGAGGCGAUGGCGGUGAAUGAAAGGCAUGACAAUGGGCCUCAGGAUCUCGUCACGGUAUCCCUUGACUACAAGAAUAACUAUAAAAACGAUUUUUGUUUGGGAAUAACUGGGCCAGUACAUUAACUGGGCCAGUACAUUGUGGAACAUUUAGAGAGAAAUGUAUUAUGUAGAAUGAACAUGGCUCUCUGACACGUGGAAUAAGGAAUCGUGUCAACUCUAUUCAUUACAUUUCUAUCUGAAACGUAACAUAUUGUUAAGCCACUUGUUUUGCCGGGUCAAUGUCUUUGGGAGAUCCAGUGGACAGGAAGGGGUUAAUGGCCAAUGUGAUUAUCCGGAUCUUGUGAUCCAGAGCUGAGCCAUGAAUGAGUGCCUUUUAUGUGCAGUGAGCAGACUGCAUCUCAGCCGGUAAAGCUGCCUGAAAACCACAAAUCGCGCUGCCAACGGAGCCCAGCUCUCCUGGGUGAACUGGAGAAGCUCAGCACUCUGAUCCUGGACUGCAACAGCUACUCGUCCCACGUCAAGUUCCCCUACAUGCCUAGUGUCACCACCGUGUGGAUCAACAAGAACAAGGUCGGCAACCUGCCCAUCUUCGUUGAGGAGAUCCGAAGCAAGUUCCCCAACAUCAAGAUUCUCAGCAUGAUGAACAACGAAUCAGCACCCAGCUACUUCAAUGGAGGGAGUCUAGACCAGUACAUAGACUACAGGCAGUAUGUGAUCAGUCAGAUCCCAAGCCUGAAGAUCCUGGAUGACACUGAGGUUUUGGAGAAAGAGAGAGCGCAGGCUAAGAAGACCUAUAGGAUGCAGAGGACCAGGGAAGGCAGCAAAAAGAGGAAGGAACAUCAACAUUAAACCCUCCAUAACACUGCUCCCUAUCGAACUGAACUUCAAAGAUUUAUCAAGAUGAGAAAAAUAAUCAUUGUAUAGAUAACUAGUUCAAGGCAAGUUAGCACAAUUUCAAAUAUAUUUUCAACAUGUUUAUCAAAAUUAAAAUGGGAUAACUUAUCUUAUGACUUUAUGGUUGAGGGGAUUCUAAGCUGAAAUAUGGAAUUGUUUUAAGAUGGUCAUACCAUGGAGUAUUUAGCUAUUUGAUUUGGAAUUUUAGGACCCAUUCAGGUACAACACAUAUUUGCUAAAAUAUUGAAUUUGGCCUUUACUACUAUAGCACAUAGAAAUACUUUGAAUAACACAUUCAUAAAUGGCUAAAAAGACAGUCAGACAAUAAAUCAUUAGGAACAAGUGUCUGUCCUCUUUCUAAAAGAUAUAAGAAUGCUCAGGAAAUGUACAGUAUCAGUCUAAAGUUUGGACACACCUACUCAUUCAAGGGUUUUUCUUUAUGUUUUACUAUUUUCUACAUUGUAGAAUAAUUGUGAAGA